GUUCCUUUUGGUAAUACAAUCAUGCUGUGGGUAUAGUCCACACUUUGAUACGUCCGGACGAAACUACACCAUGAAACAUGUGUUUAUUCUCCGAAUCGUCGACGCCGUGUAUAUACAGAUCACACUAUAAUCAUGAUCAGGCACUCGAUAUCUCAUUACGGUAAGAGUAGUUUACACGACUCAGUCAGUCAGGGGUUGAUCAACGUUAAAUACGAGCCUCGCAUAAUGAACACAUCAUUCUUCUGUUCGAAUUGCGUCAACAUAUUAUAUCUCACCAGACUUCGUGAGAUCUAACAGCGCUAUGCGGAGUCCUCUCUGCCAACCUCCCCUUCACAAACACCAGGAUGUACAUCCCCGUGCUAGCCUUGGAAGUGUGACCACAGGUCUUGGAAUAUCAUCAUUAGGCCUUCAUUGUCCGUAGUACUGGAUAUGCCUGCGGAAUGAUGAGCCGCACCGUGGUUUAUCCUAUUUACUAAUACAAACAUUCAUAGACUGUUAGUUCAUGACGUUGCUUCUCGAAUGUUUCUAAAACUAGAACGGAAAUCAAGUUUUCAGAAUUUUCUCGUAUUAGGGUCUCCCUUAUCCCCGAGUAUCUGAGAUAUAAGCUCGACGGCCUCUGCCUUUUGCUUCAGCUUAAGUUUUCUUUUUCUUCAGUCUAUAGUUUCGGGGAAACUUUUUAUAUCUGACCCCAAGAAUUUUCGAAAAGGAGCCCGAGUGUUUGGCUGCGAUAAUACCGUUAAGAUGAUACGGGCAAGCAAGCCGCUUGUUCUGUCCUCCAUAGUGAGCGGCGCAUAUUCCCUCGUUGCGCGCCAGAGUGGAUGUAGCUUCACGCUUUCGACAGAUGGCUCAUUCACCGGCCAAGUCGGCCAAUAUGACGAUGGUCAGACUAAAGGUGGACUUCCCGGAACUAGCGUCGUACAGUCUGGGUUUGUCCUGAAUGGCGAUACGAUAUCCGACUCACAGGGCCGCGUUUGUUGGUGGACGCCGCCGAGUACCGUGCUCCAAUGUGACGUCGGCCAAAACUCCGAAGGCGGAUUUGCUAUCGGUUGCAAUGGGGAGCUGACAUACAAUGGCCAGUCUACUUUCUGGCAAUGCGCCACGGAAGAGGAUGGUGUGGUGAUCAUAUACCUCUCACCUGGAGGAAGCAACUGUAACCAGAUUUCCUUGAUAGCGAGCGGGUGUUAUCCUUCAUCGUGUGGUUCGGGUUCGGGUCCAGGCUCUGGAUCAAGUUCUGGCGCUUCGGGAACUGCUCCGGGUAUAGGCUCGACAUACCCCGGAGCGAGCGGUACAGCUCCGUGGAGCGGUGGUUCGAAUAUACCCCCAAGUAAAACAGGAGGAGCUGGUCCUUCGGGAACAGGGGGCGCUCUUCCUACUGGCGGGGCCGGAACUACAGGACCUGGAGAUACGGGAGCUAGCCCUCCGGGCGCCGGCUCGACUUAUCCUGGGACGCCCGGCACUAUGCCACCUGGUGGAGGCGCUCCCCCACCGUGGUCGACUGGUCCCGGAAGCGGCUCAGGUCCCUGUGUGCCGAUGACAAGUACUGUUUUCGUUACCGUGCCAAACACGAACUGCGUUUCUACCGUUACUGAGUGUCCUGGACCACCAACAGUAGUGCCCCCGCCUGAGACGCCCACGACCACAGGAGGAACGAGCCCUGAAACAUCGCCGCCGGGAACUCCCACAAGCCCAGGUUACCCCACGGCGGUUGUUCCUCCACCAGAAACACCAACCACCACUCAAGGAACCAGCCCUCCAGAGACAACACCGGAGCUCCCUCCGCCUGGAACGACCCCUCCUGCAACUUCUCCAGGGACACCCACAAUUCCCACCACCCCGGGAUAUCCAACCACAGUUGUACCACCACCGGAGACGCCUUCAACUACGGGAGGAACAAGCCCCGGAACGUCGCCGCCGGAGACUCCUACAAGUCCAGGAUAUCCUACGACGGUUGUUCCUCCGCCAGAGACACCAACAACUACUCAAGGGACAAGUCCUCCACAGACUACAACAGUAGUAGAGACCACAACCACUAGUUGGUGUCCAACAACUUCAACCUCACCAGGAGAGUCGCCCACUACUAGUAUUCCAGGUGUACCUACCACUACAAGUGAGACGAUUCCAGGCACAACUCCCGGAACAACUCCCGGCACGACUACAACAGGUUCGUUCUCGACCACGGAAACGGAAGUUCCAAGCACGACACCCGGGGUUCCUACCACAACACCUGAGGUUCCUGGAACAUCCCCUACAACGCCAAACGAACAUCCCACUGGCCCAUCGGCAAGAAAUAAUGCCCCCGAACAGUCCAAGGACGCAGCUUGGGCACCGUCUAAAAUUCUUAGACGAGCGACAGGCCUUUUCAAUCCUGCUCCGCGUUCGCUAACCUGUCCCGGCGAGCUGACCGGUCAAUGGGAGUCACCAGAUCUAAUAAUCCCCGUUGACAGUUCGCGCCCGGAUGAGGCAUACGGAUCGUCUACCUCAUGCGAGGUAACAUCCACGAUCUCCAGCAUUUUCCAGUUCCACGUCCCGUCUAGUGACAGCGGUAAGACAUGCAAGCUCGUGUUCUUCUUCCCCGAGAGGGAAGACGCACAGACCUCGUUGUCCGGCUCGGGAACAGUCGAGUUCUCACGGCUCGACGGCCACGUGGAUCUAGACACAACGCAGAACAAUCUCCCAGACACGGCGCAGAGCUACGACCGCCUCACCAUCGAACCAGGCAACGCGUACAUCAUCGAGUCCUUCGAGUGUAACAGGAGCGAAGACGUAGUCGUCGAACUAAGCAGCGCGUCCGGCAGUGAAACCUCACUAUGGUUCGCGCAAGACUCGACUGACGCGUGCCCGCUUGGCUUGUUCCUGGUGGCGAGCGCGUCGGGAGACGUGGAGUAGUGAGUAGCGGAGGAGAUUAGAAGGAGAAGAAAAGGAAGAAAUGAGAAGAAGAAAUUGAUUGGAAUGCAUCCAUCUCAUCUAGUCUACAGCACGGAAGCUGGUUGACAAACAGCGUAAUAAUGAAAAUGUCACCGCACAUACGGACGUAGGUAGGUAUUAGCUUACGGCGUGGGACAUGCAAUAUAUGUACAUGGCUUAUAUGAAUCAGAAUUUAGGAAAGGUAAUAGGAAUAGUAAUAGGUAGCCAUCAUAAGUCAGAUUAUUUCUUUUGUCAUCUAUGACAAUUUUCCUAGGUUUGAAAUAUCGUGUUUGUGAUAUUGUGGAUUUAUU
Daldinia loculata is the source of this 3215-nucleotide messenger RNA. Its product is annotated as ubiquitin 3 binding protein But2 C-terminal domain-containing protein. Bases 742 to 2886 code for a protein of 714 amino acids. The transcript has a single exon. The record is from RefSeq and is a predicted model, not a curated record. NCBI's taxonomy places the organism in Eukaryota, Fungi, Ascomycota, Sordariomycetes, Xylariales, Hypoxylaceae.